Messenger RNA from Bipolaris sorokiniana ND90Pr, 750 nucleotides. RefSeq lists its product as uncharacterized. The coding region runs from base 436 to 612 and encodes 58 amino acids. NCBI's taxonomy places the organism in Eukaryota, Fungi, Ascomycota, Dothideomycetes, Pleosporales, Pleosporaceae. Gene Ontology annotation, cellular component: cytosolic small ribosomal subunit; ribosome. Gene Ontology annotation, biological process: translation. Gene Ontology annotation, molecular function: zinc ion binding; structural constituent of ribosome. The record is from RefSeq and is a predicted model, not a curated record. The transcript is spliced from 3 exons.
CCGCGACUUCGUAGUUGACCUGGACAUAAGCCAACCCAGCCUCGAAUUUCCACCAAGUCCAUAUUCAACACUUGCAACCUACUUUUCACUUCUCCCUCUAACAAAAAAAAGACCCCGUCCCCAUCACCUCCAACUACACAAAUCCCCUUCCACAAUCCCAUUGAAGCCCUCCUGACUACAAUCAACAUGUCUCCCCUCCCCCUCACCCCGAGAGUACCCUGAUAUCACCCCUCGACCAACAAGGUCCUCACCACCACCAUGCACCACCCACUCGCCACCACACCCGGCACACAUACAAUAUAAUCUAAAAUUUUCAUAAUCCAAUUUUGACAAGAGAGAGAAAGAGAGGAACUUCUAUUCUCAACUCCAUCACCAACGCAAACGAAAAAAACGUAAAAGGUAAACGCAAAGCGCAAAAGCGAUACUACCGCAAACAUGUCCCACGAAUCCGUCUGGUACUCGCGUCCCCGCACAUACGGUAAAGGAUCAAUCGGCUGUGUUGUCACGGGCUCGAGGAAGAAAUCUGGCAUCAUUCGCAAAUACGGGCUCAACAUGAGUCGACAAGCUUUUCGGGAGAAGGCCCAGGAUAUUGGGUUUGUCAAGUAUCGAUGAGCUAGGAUUGUAACGAGACGAUGUGGUCACGAUGGGGGAAGUGUGGAGGAUGAUGGAUCAAGGCAGUUCAUGGUUUCGUUGGGGAAAAAAGAGUGUACCAUUUGAAUACAAGAAGUGUGUGCAGAGACUAGUCAUACC